AUGCACUAUUCAUAUUCCUCACUGUCCACCGGCGGCGUCGAUCAGCACAAUCGCUGCCUCGGCAACAGGGCCUGGUGUGUUAAGGAUAUUUGCGGCAUCGUUUGCGUUAUUAUGACCUGGCUGCUUAUACUGUUUGCGGAGUUUGUGGUGUGCGGCCUGAUACUGUUGCCAAGCUAUAGAAAUUACAGCCUGUUCAGUAGCAUCAAUAUGUUUAUAUUCCAAGCACUUGCAUUCCUGGCAUUCGUCUCACACCUGCGCACCAUGCUCUCGGAUCCGGGUGCUGUGCCUCGUGGGAAUGCCACCAAAGAGAUGAUCGAGCAAAUGGGCUAUCGUGAGGGUCAAAUGUUCUACAAGUGCCCCAAAUGCUGUAGUAUUAAACCAGAUCGUGCUCACCAUUGCUCCGUCUGCCAGCGCUGCAUACGAAAAAUGGAUCAUCACUGUCCCUGGGUUAACAAUUGCGUUGGCGAGAACAAUCAAAAGUAUUUUGUACUCUUUACGUUCUACAUAGCAUCCAUUUCGGUGCACACGCUCUUUCUGGUUAUGACGCAGUUCGCCGAGUGCGUGAGAAGCGAUUGGCGCACCUGCUCAACGUACUCACCGCCGACGACCAUAUUUCUGUUGCUCUUUCUCACGUUCGAAGGUCUAAUGUUCGGCAUAUUCACGAUUAUAAUGCUGUUAUCCCAGCUAAAUGCCAUAUUGAACGAUCAAACGGGCAUCGAGCAACUGAAGAAGGAAGAGGCGCGUUGGGCCAAAAAGUCGCGGCUUAAGAGCAUACAAUCUGUAUUCGGGCGCUUCUCGCUGGCCUGGUUCUCGCCUUUCACGGAGCCGUCCUGCCGCCACAAGUUCAGCACCCACUUCUAUUCGGUCUGAGCUGGAUCCUUCCAAAAAGAUGUUACUUACUGUAGCUUAAACGAACAAUAUGAAUGUACAAGUCCCGCUGCCACUUGUUCAACAUUCAAUAUGCACGCUGUGCUGUGUGUGUGUUUUGUGUGUGUCUGCGUGAAUUUACUUAAGCCUAACAUAAUUGGACAUAUGUAUCCUGUUCAGGUGCAACAUAUGUAAUAUACUUACAAAUAGUUAAUUAUUUAACUGAGCGAGAGAUUUUUACUUUGUAAACCCGAUGAGAGCCUGCUAUUUAUUUUAUAUAGAGAAAAAUAAACGUUC
Messenger RNA from Drosophila novamexicana, 1164 nucleotides. RefSeq names its product palmitoyltransferase ZDHHC3. The coding region runs from base 1 to 870 and encodes 289 amino acids. Gene Ontology annotation, molecular function: palmitoyltransferase activity. The transcript is spliced from 5 exons. The record is from RefSeq and is a predicted model, not a curated record. Lineage: Eukaryota; Metazoa; Arthropoda; Insecta; Diptera; Drosophilidae.